This is a messenger RNA of Telopea speciosissima, 1461 nucleotides long. Its product is annotated as UDP-glycosyltransferase 91C1. Bases 3 to 1439 code for a protein of 478 amino acids. The record is from RefSeq and is a predicted model, not a curated record. Gene Ontology annotation, molecular function: UDP-glycosyltransferase activity. Lineage: Eukaryota; Viridiplantae; Streptophyta; Magnoliopsida; Proteales; Proteaceae. The transcript has a single exon.
AUAUGUCAAAUCUGAAAGAAGUACAAGCUCGACCAUCAAUGGAUAACAACAAUACCGUUCUUCACAUAACUAUGCUUCCAUGGCUAGCCAUGGGUCACCUCAUCCCUUUUCUAGAGCUUUCAAAGUGCUUAGCUCUCAAAGGCCACCGAAUCACCCUCAUCUCCACCCCAAGAAACAUAAAAAGACUCUCCAACUUAUCCCCAAAUCUAUCUCCUCUCAUAACCCUAAUCGAGCUUCCACUGCCACACGUCCAUGGCCUCCCUGAGAACGCAGAGUCUUCCAUGGACAUCCACACCAAUAAAUCCCAACAUCUAAAGAUGGCUUUCGAUGGGCUUGAAGCCCCAAUCGCUGCUUUCCUUGAAAGAUCAACCCCAGAUUGGAUCAUCUACGACUACGCCUCUCACUGGCUACCCACAAUCGCAACGAGGCUUGGCGUGCCAUGUGCCUUCUUCGGCCUCUUCACCGCCGCUUUUCUUGCCUUCAUCGGUCCACCAUCGGUGGUGCUGAGCAACGAAGCUACAUGGUCAACGGCCGAGGACUUCACUGUCGCUCCUUCUUGGGUACCUUUCCCUUCCAAUAUAGUUUUUCGGCUUCAUGAGGUGAAACACGCACUGCCUGAAAACAUUUCGGGCUUUUCGGAUUCGUACCGUUUCGGUAUUGCACUGAGAGAUUGCGAGAUAGUUCUUGUGCGAAGCCGGGUUGAAUUCGAGCCCGAGUGGUUUAAACUUCUAACCGAGUUUUGGCAAAAACCGGUUAUUCCCGUUGGUUUUCUUCCUCCCUCUGUAGAAGACGGAGCAGACGAAAAGGAUUGGGCUGAGGUAAAUGCAUGGCUAGACAAGCAUAGAACCAAGUCUGUGGUUUAUGUUGCACUAGGAACCGAGGCAAAGCUGAGUCAAGACCAGGUGAACGAGUUGGCUCUUGGGUUGGAGUUAUCCGGGUUGCCCUUCUUUUGGGUUCUUCGAGAACUGCCCGGUUCAACCAAGGACGGGAACGAUAUGGGUAUGCUUCCAGAUGGGUUCGAGGACCGGACUCGGGAUCGUGGGUUGGUUUUUAAAGGCUGGGCUCCUCAGGUUAGGAUAUUGGGUCACUCGGCUAUAGGAGGGAUCUUGACUCAUUGUGGUUGGAACUCGGUCAUUGAGGCUCUGAGUUUGGGGCGAGCUCUGAUUCUACUGCCGGUGAUGCAUGAUCAAGGGUUGAAUGCUAGGCUUUUGGAGGAGAAGAAGAUUGGGUUGGAGAUACCAAGAGAUGAGCGAGAUGGAUCGUUCACGAGGGACUCGGUAGCUGACACGGUGAGAUUGGUGAUGGUGGAGAAAGAGGGAGAACCAUUGAGGAGCAAAGCGAAGGAGGCAAGGGUGGUGCUUGGGAACAGGGAUGAGAAUGAACAUUGUUUCGAUGGCUUUGUUAGAUUCUUAAUGGAGCAUAAACGACAACAAGGUUAGCUACAUUACUGUGGACUUGAUU